UAUAUAUAUAUAUAUAUAUAUAUAUAUAUUUACAUCCACCAACCAAGGACUUAACUAAUAAAAGCUAAAGUAAAAUAUGGCCCAAUUACUUUCUUAUCCAAACAUUCUUCCAUUAUAUUUUCCCAUUAUGUCUACAAAAAGAUUAAGGCAUUAUGGACUCAUUAAAGAAUCAAUGAACAUAUUAAACUCUCAUGACUAUUUCAUAACAGUUCUCACCGAGUAGAUUUAUAUUACAUGUAUGAAAUGUUUUAGGAAAUAGAUCCAGCUGAUCUGAACUAAAUGAGUUCAAUUUAAUUUUUAAACAAUAUUUGCAGGUAUCUUGAAAUGACAGUCAUCCAGGUGUGGUGAGAAAAAUGAGCAAUAUUAUGAUGAUGAGCAAUAAACAGUCAUCAUGUCUGUUGCUGUGGCAGUUGUUUGAUGUUGUUUUACUGUUGCUGUUUCAGCAUGUAUUUUUAUCAGUUUUACGUCAUUCGUUCAAUGAAACUGCAAUUUCCUAUACAGGAUAUGAACAGUUUCACAUAAUUCAUUUCUGGUCUUGGCUUAGUUUGAAUGUAAUAAUUUUGACAGAGAUAUUGAUUCAGUUUUAUUUACAUUUUAGUUUUAAAGUAGAUCAGAAACUAUUUAUAAGUCAGUUUGCUCAAAUUUAAACCAAACACAGUCAUGUUUGUAUGUUAUCUGUUUCAUAUAAAUUAUUUUGACUUCACACCUUACAAUACCUUUUCAGCCCACAUAAACUGAUUACAUAAGCUUGUGAUGCCAGUGCCCUUAUCACUGUUCUCCUCUCAGUUAACAUAAGUUUACACAAAAUGAUAGGUGAGAUAUCGUGUCAGUGGCUAGGGUGGAUUGAGAAGACAAAGUUCAUUGUGUAGUCCACACAGAUGACAUGAUACUGCAGGAGAGUAUCUGGCUCCUUGUGCUCUGCUUCCGUCCGCGUGCAACACACAUCUCUGAGCUGGAUUGCUCCCGCAAUAGAAAAGUGUUUUCAAACCAGCCAAUAUGAAGAGUAUUCUGAAGGGCAAUAAUUACGAGGCGCCUGAAGCUGGUGCGAGUAACACUAUCGGAGCUGUACGCUGGAAUCUUCCUGAUGAAGAUCUUCAGGCUCACAGCUCAGUUCCUAGCAAGAGCACUCAUAGUUCUAAACAAAAUGACUUGAAGGAUCUACGCAGCCUGCAGGAAUGCAUUACAUUUAUCACUCAGUGGAAACAGGAGGUGGAACAUGUCUGCAGGCCUCGCUCCAGUGCAGACGAAGGCCCAAAUAUCAGUGUGCAUGCAGAGCCACAUAGUCUGGAGCAAUGCCGCAAACUCAUCCUUAAGUGGGCACAGGAGCUCAAGAAAGUUGAUGAUUUGUUUAGUGAGGGCACAUGGCGACAACAAAGAGAUGCAUCUUGGGAGCAGAAAGAGAACAAGGUUGAUUCUGCCAUGCAUAUGGAGCAGAAGAUCAUGGAAUGGGCUACAGAGCUACAGACUGUGUCCGAGCGCUGUGGUGUGAUGAGGCAAGAUUUAGCCCGUUUUCUGAAGCAGCUGGAACUGAAGAAGAGGAAAAUCUUGACUCUGUUGCCUUUUUUGGAAUUCAUUACUUGGUCUCUACUGAAACAGGACAGCCAGGGUGUUGUUCCACAGCUAUGGCUCCUCAGCAAACAGCGUACCUGGAAAACAGAGACACCAAAGUACAUUCCAAAUUCAGUAUGGAGAUGGAUCCGCAGUGCUUCAGUGGACAUCACACUGGACCCUAUGACAAGCCACCCAUGGCUGCAGCUCUCUGAUGACAAGAGAAAGGUACAGGAAGCUCUGAAUGAAACUGAAGUGUCCUACAGUACCCAGCGCUUCGACAGCUGGCCGUGUGUCCUGGGCUGGGAAGGGCUCACUUCCAGUCGGUACUAUUGGGAAAUUGAUAUUGCCAACAAUGGCUACUGGCGUAUUGGAGUGACCACUGCAUCCUCCAGAAGGAACGGCCGGUGUCCCAUGAACCCCUCUGAGGGCUUCUGGACAAUAUGGAGAAGCACACGGCAGUUUUAUGCAUGCACCAAGCCAGAAACCGAGCUACCUCUGUCACUUGUGCCCAAAAAGCUGGGAGUGUACCUGGACUAUGAAGAAGGACAGGUGUCUUUCUAUAAAGUAGAGACACGCUCACAUAUCUUUACAUUCAUUGCAAAUUUCCGUGAAACGUUGUACCCGCUUUUCGCACCACUGGAUGGACGCACACUUAUCACACUGUCCUCCACAGAAGUCACUCCAGAGGUGUCUUCUCAUGAAAGUUUACAAUUCUUUUAACUUGGCAAAUGUUUUAAUAGGGGACUAAUGAUGAGGACCAACAAGCUGCCCUUUUAGUGCUUCGGGCUCAAGAGCAGAUUGGAAAAGUGGAUAAAAUGAUUACAAUCAUCAUAUCUAAAGGAUGAGAUCCUGUGGAUACUGUGUUUUGGUUGUAAAUUUAAACUUCAGUACAUUUGCACAACUCUGAGGAUUUUCAUGAGUUCCCUUUAAUGGAAAAUUAUGAAAUUUGGCAUAUCCUCAGACCAUUCUGGUGUCAAUGUGUGCAAAGUUUUCUGAAAUUUAAAUGCUGUGCCCACAAUGCACAGGUCAAUUAGUCCUUGUGACUACCAACAAUUUGAUAAAUCAAUAUUCUUAAAAUCAUUUUUUGUUAGGUAGGCAUUGUGAAAGAAAUGCUCCAUUUUAUCCAAAUCAAAAAGGCCUAGGAGUAUAAUGGAGUAUGUUAAAAAAAAAAACCCAUCUAUGUAUAAUCCAUUAAAAUUUUUAUUCUAUCCCAUGAUUGAUAACAAAAAUGCACAUUUGCUUAAUAUAGCACCAUCUACUGUGGAAAAAGUGUGUACACUUGGGUGGUGUUUGAAACCAUUCUAAUAAAUUUAGGGUAUUAUGCAUCCAGGAUGGUUUUGGAAACUUUGCUUCCUAGAGUGCCAACAGUCAAUACUUUAAGAGAUUCAGAAAAGUACUAUACAAGCACACUGUGAUUAUUUACCAGCUCCAAAUUGAUAGUUGUAACAAACAGAGCAAUGUUUUUUAGGUUAAUACAAUGUAAUAAUUUUAUUAUUAAUCUUAGAUGCAAUUUUUCGUAGCUCAUCUUUAUUAUUUAAAAUCAUUUACUAUGCUAACUUUACUAUGCCAUUAUGCUGUAAAUAUGUUAUGGUGCAUUAAUGCUGCAACCAGAAAAGAAAUGGAGACUUUUAAAUCUGAGAGAUUUUUUUUUUAUAAAGAAUGUAUAUAAAAGCUACAAAUAAAUGCAUGAGCGAAUACAUGUAUGAAAGAUAAUUGUGUAUACAGUAAAAAAAAAAAAAAAGCAUAAAAA
Messenger RNA from Carassius gibelio (silver crucian carp), 3301 nucleotides. Its product is annotated as zinc-binding protein A33. The record is from RefSeq and is a predicted model, not a curated record. NCBI's taxonomy places the organism in Eukaryota, Metazoa, Chordata, Actinopteri, Cypriniformes, Cyprinidae. Bases 997 to 2271 code for a protein of 424 amino acids. Gene Ontology annotation, molecular function: protein binding. The transcript has 10 exons.